UAAAUCAUUGGCGCCUUCGCAAGCAUUUCUUAAGAUUUGACGCAUUUUAGGGGAUUCAGUGAACCCUAGAGUAAAACUGGAGACGGUCCUAUCCUCAAACUGAGGCGUGACCGAAAGACAAAUUAUAUGGUUCCGUUUGAAUAUCGAUACUUGCUAUGCAAGUUUCCAUAGCCCCACCUAUGUCCCCUACACCCGCUCAAAUGUCCAUUCUGCAAUUACCAUGGAGCUUUGACCAACCCUCGUCCUUUUCAAAGCUCCUCCCUGUCCAAGACUACAUCUUUGACGAACUACUACUCAUCGCACCCCUUUCCACAAUCACUCUCACACGACGAUACUAUCAAAAGACAAUACGCACUAUCUAUCGGGAAGUCUCUGUCAGCAAUAAAUUAUUCUGCUCACUUCUGUGCGGAGAUCGAACUGCCUUUGAGCGAGGUGUCAUGGCGUUCGAGAACACGCACAUCUUGCGCAUUAAAAACUUUGAAGGCUUCAGUAUCCUCACCCAGUUCCAUAUACCCUUAUUAUUUGCAACAUUACGCAACAGGAAAAUCUUUUGCAAUGUCGAAAGGAUUGACAUCUCAUGGGAAGCUAUUAAAACGUUUUUCUUCACUCGUUGGUGUCAAGGCUUUCCUGCCACGACAAGCGAUGACAGUAGGCUGCUCAUGAGCCAUGUUGGGAGAAAGUUUCGAGAAGUUGUCCUCUAUGUCGACGUUGGAGACCCUACUUCCGGAGAGUGCUCCGAAGAUAUCCAAGCAAUUGCGGAUUAUUUCUCCCCUCGAACGAUGACAAUGGUCAGCAGCUAUCACCCUAGAUCCGAUUUUUUGGUUAUUCGUCAAAAUGUGAAUGCACAGUUGCUACCUAUCAGCUGGAUGGGGUCGCAAACUUCACGUUUGAUCAUUCCCCACUGGCCUCUUAUGGUCAAGCCUGGUUGCUCAAUGGAAGAAUCGGACGAGUAUCAGAGGGCCGCGACAGAACAAUGCGUCCUCAACUAUAUGGAUGAUCUAUAUGCUGUAUGGAAUGAGCUAGAAGGAGCGGAUCUUCCGACUGAAGGUGUGGUGGUUUCAAAAAUGGAGUUUUUUGUGUCGAAAGACCCUAAGGCAAUCCGUGACCGCGUUUUACAUAGCCCUCUACAUACUCGUCAGGAUACAAGCCGAUUUUUGAACAAGGGCAUUGUGGUCAGGGAACUUGAUGAGGACAUCAAAGAUCGGUAUGAUCUUCUGUAGAAAUCUUGGUUCCGAUCGAGCUCGCAAUUUGUAUGCCUGAUGAUAUGUAUGAUAUUCGUUGGGAACAGCUAGCUGUAUGGGAAAAGGCGACGAGGACAGCAAAAGCCGAGAUGACUUGGAGAUUGUUCCUACUUAUUGCGGUUUCAG
Messenger RNA from Cryptococcus deneoformans JEC21, 1367 nucleotides. RefSeq lists its product as hypothetical. The coding region runs from base 156 to 1220 and encodes 354 amino acids. The transcript has 2 exons. The record is from RefSeq and is a predicted model, not a curated record. NCBI's taxonomy places the organism in Eukaryota, Fungi, Basidiomycota, Tremellomycetes, Tremellales, Cryptococcaceae.